Messenger RNA from Hypomesus transpacificus, 4317 nucleotides. It is a transcript of the gene arhgef38, whose product is annotated as Rho guanine nucleotide exchange factor (GEF) 38. The record is from RefSeq and is a predicted model, not a curated record. Gene Ontology annotation, cellular component: cytoplasm. Gene Ontology annotation, biological process: intracellular signal transduction. Gene Ontology annotation, molecular function: guanyl-nucleotide exchange factor activity; protein binding. The coding region runs from base 328 to 2817 and encodes 829 amino acids. Lineage: Eukaryota; Metazoa; Chordata; Actinopteri; Osmeriformes; Osmeridae. The transcript is spliced from 15 exons.
AGCAUCUGAUCAAGUGAACAGCAGAGCAGAUGUUGAAGUGAAUGCUCUCUCCACUGCCCACUUGUUGAAUUUGUAGAGCUAAUUUGAUAGUGAGCCUCUGGAGGAAGGUAUCUCUUAGCAGGGAAGGGGCGAGGCUAUGAGGCUCUCCUGUAACAGGUAGGGGGAGGAGCCACAGGCUGCACCUGAGCUGAGUUGCCAGUCUCUGUAAAUGAAGCAGAGGAGUGCACCUGUUGCACUUCCCACACUCUCUCUCUCCCUCUCUCUUCCUCUCCCUCGCUUUCUCCACCGGCCCAACGGACAUAUUACCGCAGAACAGGGCCCUGCACCAUGGAGGGCAGCGGGAAGGAGAAGGAGAAGGAGAAAGAGAAGGUGAUCAAAAGGAGGAACCGGCCGGUAUUUUUGCGGUACCUGGAGAGGAGGAAGACGGACACGAUCGUGAGCGACGACGCGAGCAAGGGGGACGUGAACCUGGGGACCCUGGUGAGGAGGACCCAGUCUGACAAGACAGAGUACAGCGCCAAACUGAUAGAAAAAAUGUCUCCUCACGACAUGUCGACCCUCACCUCCCCCUGCCUCGACCCCGAGGAGGCGCGGCUCCGGAAGAUGAGCCGGAGGUCGAAGGUCAUCCAGGAGCUGGUGCAGACCGAGAGGGACUUCCUGACAGACAUGGAGCUGUGCGUCCAAGAGGUGGUCAAGCCCCUGAGAGAGAGCCAGCUGGUGGACGUGGAUCGUCUGUUCACCAACAUGGAGACAGUGUGUGAGGUCUCCGCCACGCUGCUACACCGGCUUCAGCAGGCCACCUCUGACCCGGACCCCGAAGCUGUCGUCAUAGGAGACGUUUUCAUCCAGAACAAGGCUGCGCUGGAGGACGUGUACAAGAUCUACUGCUUCCACCACGAGGAGGCCAACAUCCUCCUCAAGACCUACGGCCAGGAGGACGACAUCAGACAACUCUUCCUCACCUGUGAGUCCGCGCUGAAGCGAAUAUACGACGAAGAAGGGAAGCCCAGCUUGCUGAACAUGGGGUCGCUGCUCAUCAAGCCCGUCCAGCGCGUCAUGAAAUACCCCCUGCUGCUUGGGGAGCUCUGGAGGGCCACGCCCGACAACCACCCCGACAACCGUCUGCUGCAGCAGGCCUUUACUGCAGCCAAGAUCAUCAACGUCAACAUCAACGAGUUCAAGAGGAGGAAAGACCUGGUGAUGAAGUACAGGAGGAGUGAGGAUGAGGGCUCGCUGAGGGUGAAGUUCAACAAGCUCAACAUGCACUCCAUCAGGAAGAAGUCUGACAGGCUAACAGGACAUCUGAAGCUGCUGAGCGGGGUCGAACCACAGGUGAGAGAUGAGGUGUUUGACAAGGAGGAGAAGAUGUUCAGAUGCCUGGAGAAAGCUGUCAAAUUGCUGAUCAAGAAUAUCCACAUUUACCUGAUGCACACCCAGGAGAUGGUGUCAGUAGCAGUGCAGAAUGCUCCUGACUUGGAGAACAUCAUCAGAGACCAGGACAAGAUCGACACCAACGCCACCCUGCAGCCCAGGAACGGAAAGGACCCUUACAAGCACUUUAAACAGCGUCUGGAGCGCUUGGUGGUCGCCCCCCUGUCCUCCCUCCAGGUCAUGUUCUCCUCCCCUCAGAAGCUCAUCCAGAAGCGAUACGACAAGCUGCUGGACUACUGCAGCCGGCUGGAGCGCUCCACCCCCUCCUCCAGCUCGUCCCCGAGCGAGGAGCAGGGCAGGGGGCAGGCCAGGAGGGACUAUGAGGCCCUAAACGCCCAGCUGGUGGAGGAGCUGCAGAGGUUCAACAUGGCUGCCCGCUCCAUCCUGGACAGCUGUGUGAUGUGUGUGGUCACUCUGCUCAAAGAGCUGAUGGACACCUCGCACCACCACACACCCUCCAUACAGCAGCUGCCCGCUCCUUUGUCUAACAUCAGUGAGGUGCAGAGCAGCAUCCUGAACGAGCUGAGCAGUCUGGCCUUCGUCAAAGACAACGCCCAGAGACUGAUGGAGAGGAAGGUCAGCUUCGAAAGGACCCGAGACAAAAGACCCACGGUGCCGGAGGUGCAGCGUCAGUCGGAGGAGCAGCGGGCCAGGCUGCGGGCGGGGCACAGCGCGGAGCGGCUGUUCCUGCUGAAGAGGAACUGUAACGGCUGUCAGGAGGGGGACCUGGCCCUGCUGGAGGGGGAGAUGGUGGCCCUGCUGGAGGAGACCGACCCCCAUGGCAGCAACACUCGCUGGCUGGUUCACACUGGGGCUUCCCAAGGCUACACCUACUCCACCUUCCUGAAGCGCUACAACCCCCAGAGAGACCAGACCCCCACCUCCACCCCAACCUCCACCCCCCUCCCCCACGACAGCCACCCCAAGCACCAGUCCCUCAUCCUGGACGACGACUUCGACAACCUCAGCCUGUUCGUGUCGGGCAGCGGUAGCAUGAGGAGCUUCAGCUUGUCUGGCAGCUGCAAUACCUUGUCUGGCCUGCAAGGGUCUGACAGCUGCAGUACCUUUUCUGGCCUGCAAGGGUCUGACAGCUGCAGUACCUUGUCUGGCCUGCAGGGGUCUGUCAGCUGCAGUACCUUGUCUGGGCUGCAGGGGGAGCUGCAGGGGGAGCUGGAACUGAGUGUUGACGGGGACGACCAGCAGUUCUAUGCAGUGUACGCGUUCACGGCCCGCUGCGAGCAGGAGCUCACCCUGCAGGAGUACCAGCACGUCAGCAUCCUGCAGUUCAGCGACCUGGGGGGCAACAAGGACUGGUGGCUGGCCGAGGCUGAGGGGCGGAGGGGCUACGUGCCCGCUAACUACCUGGGCAAGAUGUCCUACGCUUGAUGGAGGAGGGAAGGAGAGAGGGAGGGGGCAGGAAGGAAGGUAGGAUGAGUGAAGGAAGGAAAGAAGGAUAUAAGAAAGGAGUGAAGGAAGUAGGCCUGGGCAAUAUAUCGAAUAUUAGCGUCAUUUUGACGACGAUGUAAAAUUUGAAAAUAUCGUGAAUAUCAAAUAUAAGUAUUUUUUUAUGCUGGUCUUUGUGUUGCUUGUGUUUUAAGAUCCCUGACUGUCUCCUCUGUGUUGACACACACAGAUACCGUUUGUGCACAUGCUCUUUGUGAGCAUAUGUGCACAAACUGAAAAUUGCACUCAAACAGGCACUCUCUUCUGCCCUCUUAUUGUCCUGUCACAUAAGGACCUCUGCAUGAAUCGUUCCAUGUGAGGUCCAUUUUGUUAAGUUGCAAGUACCAUGUUAUGGCAACUGCUUAAAUUUGCACUACACAUUUUGUACUUUGUAACAAUAGCUGUUCUAUCUAAAUCGUUUUUGUUGUUUUCUAAUGGGGGGCAAAUAAAAAUCAUGUUUUUGUAUUAUUUAAAUGCCAAUGCAAACAUAUCGAAAUAUAUAUCGAAUAUCGUAAUUUUUUGGACAAUAUCGAGAUAUCAAUCUUUUUUAUACAUCGCCCAGCCCUAGAAGGAAGACAGGAGUGAUUGAAGGAAGGGUACACCUGUGAAGGGACACCUACAGGCAGGUGAAGAAUGUCGGAGUCCUCCGACAACACGCUUCCUUGCCGAGAGGUGUGUGAUCUAUCAGACUGAUCUGGAAGAUAUCUGGAAAGCUGUGUGCUGAUUUCCCCCGGGGGAAUCAGAGAGGGAGGAGAUGCUUAAGUAUUUCAAAGAGGCCAGUGUCAACAGUUUUCUGUCCAAUUAAGUUCUUUAUUUAAUGAUCCGUUCAGAGCGUAACUGCUGUAAUAAGACAUAUUUGCUUAGAGAAAGCCAAAUCAUGCAGAUUGAAGGUGCUAGGUUUAGCCAUCAGCAGUGUUUAUUGUGAUUCAGAUGAUUUAUUCAAAUAUAUAUAUUUAAAGAAUGUAUUUUGAAAGAUUUUAAAUGAAGUAAUAGUUUUUAUAAGAUAGGAAAUAUAUAUAUAUAUAUAUGUAAUUUAAGAUGUCACUUUAAUUAAUAAAUAUAUGAAUAUCCUCUACUGAAAAGAUAUUGUCCCUGUAAUUGUUUCGAAGUCAGUCAAUUACACCCUCACAACUUCCCAAAACAAUCAACGCCCCCUCAAAAAAAGCUGGACAACUUCAUAGAGGCAUUUUAUUUGUUUUAUCCGUCAGUAAAAAAAACUUCACAUUGAUGAUCCAGCCGGGUCGAACAAUGAGGCACUGACACUGUUGCCACGCCGACCGCGACCCACAAGGCCCUGCCAGCAGCAUUUCAUAUAUUUGAACGUAAAAAUUCAAGUAUUCAGUUCCACUGGGCUGAUUCAACAUUAACGGUAUUUCCUCUUGACACGACACGACACUGUGACGGGACUGGUGCCCCUCUCUUCACUGGACACGACACGACACU